Dujonia railenensis is the source of this 609-nucleotide messenger RNA. The record is from the annotation of a GenBank genome assembly. Lineage: Eukaryota; Fungi; Ascomycota; Pichiomycetes; Serinales; Debaryomycetaceae.
AUGUCUGCUAACGACUUUUACUCUUCUGGCCAACAAGGCGAAUACAAUGCUCCACAAGGAAACCAAAACCAACAACAGGGUCAACAAGAAGAUGGUGAAAGAGGAUUAUUGUCCACCGUCGUCGGUGGUGCUGCCGGUGCUUACGGUGGUUCAAAGAUCAGUGGUAACCACUCUACUUUAGGUGGAAUUGCCGGUGCUCUUGCUGGUGCCGUUGGUGCCAACAAGCUUGAAAACUUCGUUGAAAACCGUCACCACAACAACCAAGAAGGUGGAUACGGUCAACAAGGUGGAUAUGGCCAACAAGGUGGCCAACAAGGUGGUCACCAUGGUGGUCAUCAUGGUGGUCCAGGUGGUCCAGGUGGUCCAGGUGGUUCAAGAGGUGGUAACUUUGGUGGUCAAGGUGAAUUUGGUGGACCAGGUGGCCAAGGUGGAUUUGGUGGACCAGGUGGUCAAGGUGGAUUUGGUGGACCAGGUGGCCAAGGUGGAUUUGGUGGACCAGGUGGCCAAGGUGGAUUUGGUGGUCCAGGCGGUCAACAAGGUGGUCACCAUGGUGGUCCAGGUGGCUUCGGUGGUCAAGGUGGUCAAGGUGGUCAAGGUGGAAGAUGGUAA